AUGGAGAUACUAGCAACUAGGAAGUGUACUCCCACGUCGAUAAAGUUUCUGAAGGGGUUUCUCUUGGCGAAGCGUCCCUUCAGCAGUGAGGGGAACAUUUUGCAAAGAGGAUGGAGACUAGUUGAAUCUCGAAGGGUAGCUGAACGCCCUGUGUAUCGAGUUGGUGACGAUCGUCCCAUCUAUAUACCGAGAGAGGCUUUGAAGUACCCUGACUACCCGUACGGAGACCCGACUGUCUUCAAGCAGAGCAGCCGCGGGCUGUACGGUGGAGCUGUGAAACAGUUUGGGAACCGGAUUUCCGAAUCGAAGCACAAGAUCCGGCGGACUUGGAUGCCCAACAUUAUACGGAAAUCACUGUGGAGUGAAGCGUUGAACCGAUUAGUGAGGAUGCGGCUCACUGCCAAAGUGUACCGCACCAUCAGUAAAGAGGGUGGUCUGGACAGGUACUUGUUGAAGGACAAACCUGCACGAGUCAAGGAACUAGGUCCCUUUGGUUGGCGUCUCCGGUACGAUGUGUUGAAGGCGCUUGAAAAGGGGGCCCCAGUGGAGAAGGCGGCGGUGCCCUCUGUUCCUCAAUUUGAGGGUGAAAUCGGUGGUAAACAGGUAAGCGUGCACUGUACGCGGGGUAAGCUUCUACAUUUGCUGUACCCAUUGGAACGACUAGAACAAGAAUCCCUCGGGAACCAGACUUUCACUAGACGGAAAUUUCGCGAGAUGUACUACAAGUUUGACGUGAAGCAAGUACUAGAGAAAUUGAACGAGUACGAGUACGACCUGAACAGCUUGCACGGUGGUGCUGCCGAGUAG
This is a messenger RNA of Huiozyma naganishii CBS 8797, 807 nucleotides long. RefSeq names its product mitochondrial 54S ribosomal protein bL28m (gene MRPL24). The record is from RefSeq and is a predicted model, not a curated record. Lineage: Eukaryota; Fungi; Ascomycota; Saccharomycetes; Saccharomycetales; Saccharomycetaceae. Gene Ontology annotation, cellular component: mitochondrial large ribosomal subunit. Gene Ontology annotation, molecular function: structural constituent of ribosome. The transcript has a single exon. Bases 1 to 807 code for a protein of 268 amino acids.